GGCGAUGCAUUCAAAAAGGUUUCUUCUAAGGUUCCAAAAAAGGUUCAUCAGUUAUCCAUCCUUUGUUGGACUUCGCUGGAUAAAAUGUUUCUAGAGCUCUGGGAUCAUUGUAAUUUCGCCAUCGCCACUGUCAACCAAUGAGGGGAAGAGGUCACCCAUGGUGCAUCAUUACGGUGACUCCUCUCCUUUCGAUCAGUCGUCGCCAAUUGAGUUUUGUUCAGCCCAUAUUAGAACUGAAACCUAUAAAGAAGCACGCCUUAUCAAUUAUACCCCCUCAAAAUGCAGCACGGGCCAAAAGCAUCACAAACAAAGAACAAAAGAAAAGAAAAAUGUUCCCUAGUCAGUACACUGCUUCUCAUUUCUCUAUCCACUCCCAGGGUGAUGAGGGGAGUGGCAGUAUAGUCUCUCCUAAUACGACUAUCUCCAGUCGACGGAAAAGGACAGCUCAAGCUUGUACUACUUGCCGCCGUAGGAAGGGCAAAUGUGUGCCUCCUCCUUCCAUUGAUGGUCCUUGCGCUUUCUGUUCCAGUAGACCGGGCACAACUUGCGAAUUUGUACUUGCCACUAAUAACAACGAGGGAUACAGCUCUGUUCCAGUUGUCUUCAUAGGUGACAAACAUAUUAUGGCCGACCCGUCCCAAACCACUGCUUUCUCAUCUACCGUCUCUGGCACACAUGGAUACCCCUACGAUAAUCCAUUGUACCCUCCAAACCCUAUUAGCACCCAAUUAUCAUGGGAGGAUGCUGCCAUAUUGCAAAACCCGACCAAUUACCUAGGCUCACAAAAGACUGGUGCUAGUAGUGACACGGCCGGUCAGCUCCGCUUACAGCCAUUUACACCCAAUAAUAGUCAUACCGCAAGAGAUGACGCCAGCACGGGUAACUGGUAUUUCCAAGAUACCUAUACGGAUUACCCGCAUACGGCGCCUCUGACACUUCCUCAGCAACAAUCUUCUAUGGUCUUUCAACAGCAAUUCUUGGGCGCCCCUCCAAAGUACAAUGCUGUCAGUUACAGUGACGACCAAAGGAGCUAUUAUUUUGAGCAACGGCACUCGAUUGACCCAACUUUGGAAGACAACGGCGGCAUGUAUGGUGUUUAUGGGGACCCGUCUAGCUUGGCCACCGUCCUUACUUCCAGUAGGAAUACACCAUACCCACCUACUAGUGAGCAUUAGCGGGAAGAACAAAGUCCUGGAGAUUACCAGUUAAGCUGGUCCUGAUAAAUAGUUUCCGAACUUUUUGCAGAAAAGUGUGGAAUGGAGUUGCAUAUGCAUGUCUUUCGAGUGCGCUGCUUCAUCUUACGGUGUGCAUCGAAUGUAGGUAGGCUUGUCUGCUGUCAUUGUCCGGAUAUGUUGAGCUCGACCGACGAUCACCGGCUAGGGGGAAGUUCAAGAUGGCACGGGCUGCAGUAAUGGCUUGUCAUAUAUAUCUAGGAGGACGGACCAAGUCCACAAUCUGGUCAUGCCCGUAAAUCCAAUAAUAUCGGUAUCUGUCUGUCUGUCCUGGCUUGUCUUGUCUACACCAGAUGGAUACCCUUCUGUAAGUUCUGAGGAUAGUUGGACUGUGAUCAUCAUCCUCCUCGUGAUGCUUGUUGCUGUGAUGGUGGGUUGUGUACAUAGAUAGUUUGCUCCAAU
This is a messenger RNA of Cryptococcus deneoformans JEC21, 1634 nucleotides long. RefSeq lists its product as hypothetical. The record is from RefSeq and is a predicted model, not a curated record. Bases 138 to 1175 code for a protein of 345 amino acids. Gene Ontology annotation, biological process: regulation of DNA-templated transcription. The transcript has 2 exons. Lineage: Eukaryota; Fungi; Basidiomycota; Tremellomycetes; Tremellales; Cryptococcaceae. Gene Ontology annotation, molecular function: zinc ion binding; DNA-binding transcription factor activity, RNA polymerase II-specific.